AUGACUGCGGUCUCUAUCGUCGCCCACUCGUGUCAAUACUGCGGCACUACGGACGCCAAAAAAAGUCGCGGCGGCGGCGGCGGCUGUCCUCGCGUCCACUUUCACGACUGCAAGUGCCAGCGGCCGAGUUGGCACUGGCACCGCGACGCGUGUCCACCGACAGAGCCGACACGUGAACUGUGUCCACCGAUCGAGAUCGACGGUACACCCCACGCGGCCGCAACAGCCCGUGUUCCCACGCGCGCCGUACCCUGUAUUACCGCGCAGAAGCAGUCGCCGGCGAAACCGCAGCCUAAGAAACAGCCUAAGAAACAGCCCAAGAAACAGCUUAAGACACGCAGCAACAGCGUGCACGUGCUUUCGUCGGCGGCGGCGGCUGCUGCUACUUCUGUAGCGGCUGCUACUACUUCACCGCCUCGACCGUGCGGGCUCCGCAAGACGCGCUCGGUCUCUCUAGGGACCGCCAAGCGCGUGGCCUGGGGCGACGUCUGGGCGCGCGAGUUCGCGCGGUUUCCAGGCGGCGGCGGCGCCGUCCCGUACGACGGCACGUGGGCGCUCGGCCUGGGGCGCCGCCUCGCCGACGUGCCGCUCGGCAGCGUCUCGGAGCGCGAGCGCGCGCGGACGCAGACGCUGCAGGCGCGCGCCGAGCACCUGACUGGCGUUCGCCGUCGCGACGUGCGCGAGGGAGAGACGCGUCAGUUCGACUACCGGCGCGGGGUGGCGAACCCGCUGUUUGCGCGGCUGGAGGAAGACGCGCGGAAGUGGCUGUUGACGCACUCGAAAGACGUCGACGCGGAGCCAUACGCGGUAGCGGCAGCAGCUGCUGAGGGAGAGGCAAAGAGCGCGAGCGUUACGCGAAGGGCGUCGCCGACUAUGAACGGGCGGCGCGCAGCGCGACGGAAGGCGUCGGCUGCGUGUGGAGCUGCGGGGGAACGACGUGACGGCGGGGACCAUGAGGCUGCUAUGGAGACGCCGGACUUUGGCUGUGUCUCGAUCGAGCAGCUCGACGAGUUCACGCGCAUUCGGGACUCGCGAGAAGGCGCGUGCGGCUGCUCGUGUGGCGACCUGGUGAAGAAAGUGGCCAAGAUGAACGUCAAGAAGCUGCGGGCGUUCUUGAGCGACCGCCAGGUUGAGCUGCCGGGACGGGGCAAGACCGAGUUGAUGGCGGCCGCGAAGGCACUCGCACGGGCGCACAAGAACUGCCAGAGCGCCGACGCGGACUGCGAGUGCGCCCGCAAUGGCGUGCCGUGCCACGCGGACGUCUGUGAAGGCUGCGCAGGUGCGUGCUGCAACCCGCUUGAGUGCUAUACGUACAAGAGCGCGGAAGUGAAGGAGUACCGCAAGGAGCAGUUGGCCAAGUACCAACAACUACAAGGCCAAGUGGAGCAGUGA
This is a messenger RNA of Hyaloperonospora brassicae, 1392 nucleotides long. The record is from the annotation of a GenBank genome assembly. NCBI's taxonomy places the organism in Eukaryota, Oomycota, Peronosporomycetes, Peronosporales, Peronosporaceae.